This is a messenger RNA of Aphanomyces invadans, 1688 nucleotides long. RefSeq lists its product as hypothetical. The coding region runs from base 71 to 1507 and encodes 478 amino acids. The record is from RefSeq and is a predicted model, not a curated record. Lineage: Eukaryota; Oomycota; Saprolegniomycetes; Saprolegniales; Verrucalvaceae. The transcript has 3 exons.
CCUGGAGAAAACGCGUUUUACUUUUUGACGCUUGGAAGCGAGCAAAGACGAUACAGGAACAAGCACCACGAUGAACGCUGUGGAAGAAGACGCGCUGCUGCAGUUCCUCAUCGACGCUGGCCCGUUGGAUGUGCAGCCGUCGCCGACGGUGAUUCAGAUUGACUUAGAUGGGCUCUUGGACGAUGAUGUUGCGUUGGGGGACGACGACGACGAUGCGACCGAGAACUCGGCCACCGACGACACGUCCUCCGUCGAUUUCAACGAAAGCACGUCGAAACCAACCAUCGUUAUUCCACAGGAACUCAAGCGCAAAAUGCAGCUCGCAAAAGCGUCAAAGAAGCACCGAACGCGACAAAAGGACGAACUCAAGUUGCUCAGGGAAGUGGUCACACGUAUGGAAUCGCAGUUGGACAUGCUAAAGAAAGUCAAGGCAGUAGAAGGAGAGCACGGUUCUCAGUGGGAACAAUUGGCGCGCGCUCAGUACUUGGAGCGACAGCGCGCGUACCAGGAGAACGCCAAGCUCAAACGUGCGCUUGAGGACCAGCUCAAAUUCGCCCAAGCGCUGGAGACACUUGUUCGAAAGAAACCGAAACUAGCGUCGUCGUCCGAGUUUGAAAACGAAGAGUGGAAGCUCAGUAAGCUCGGUUUGACCAAGGAAAGCCGCGAGCACUCGAUUCGGUGCAUCAUGGAACGCCACUACGAAGCGCUCAAUGGCGUGCUUGUCCGCAACGCGCUAUACGACGCCACCCACGAAAUCAAGCAAGUCAAAAUGAGUUAUCAGAGCCACCACUCGAACGCCAUGAGCUUCGACAUGGCACGUGCGGUCAAAAUGCCAUUUCCGUACCUCAUCUACGCCGAGGCAUCGUGGCGCUUUCUCGCGUCCGUCGACAUGGACAACACUCCCGAUAGUGAGGCGAUCGAGGUGAUCGACUCGAACACGCGGUAUAUUUCUCGCAAAGUGUGCAAAUCAGGUGAAGCGGGGUGUCCGUUUUUCGGCAAGAGUCGCGCCACCAUUAUCUGUUCGCCGCUGUGUCGGCGGUACAUUGAGCCAAAUCGGGUCGUCAUUUUGUGGAAGAGCGUCCUCGAAGACGAGCUGUACCCACGGGACCCGACGCACUUGGUCUCAAACCAGAACGGAUGGAUGGUCGUUGAAGCCGAUGGCGACAACUCAUGUCACGUCAAAUCGUACGUGGAGCGGCUCGCUCCGAUGCGCGCAGGCAAAGUGGUCGCGCUAGAUGAAAUGAUGAAGUCGUUGCACAUUCCGUCGAGCUACGCAGACGAAAUGAACGCUGCCGAGAAGGGACAAGCCGGACGUUGCGGGUCGACCGCCGUCGUGAUCAAAGAUGACAAUGCCGUGGCCGGGUCAACUUGCACCCAGACAGACGUUGGCGUCAUGUCCGAGUACUUUAUGCGGUCCUUUAUCGGCAUGGCCCAGUGCAACGAGUUCAAGACGAUGGAGCUUGCGACCAAGUUACUCAAGGCCAAAACCGCGCCCCUCGUCGUCUAAGGCGUGUGAUGUUGUGCGUGUAAACAAUGCACCUUGCAUGAAAAAUAGAUGUGCCAGCAUGGCUCGGACGAUCGCCUCGCUUGGACGGUGCAGGUGGACUGUGCAAGAGAAUAGUGGAGAGUGACUGACGACUCAGCCAGAGGAUAAAUCGGUUUGCUCUGUCAUGACGGUGUCUACAAGG